This is a messenger RNA of Patiria miniata (bat star), 1639 nucleotides long. It is a transcript of the gene mrps17, whose product is annotated as 28S ribosomal protein S17, mitochondrial-like. The transcript is spliced from 2 exons. Gene Ontology annotation, molecular function: structural constituent of ribosome. NCBI's taxonomy places the organism in Eukaryota, Metazoa, Echinodermata, Asteroidea, Valvatida, Asterinidae. Gene Ontology annotation, biological process: mitochondrial translation. The coding region runs from base 102 to 536 and encodes 144 amino acids. Gene Ontology annotation, cellular component: mitochondrial small ribosomal subunit; ribosome. The record is from RefSeq and is a predicted model, not a curated record.
ACAUGCACAACUCGCAGUAGCACAGCAUAGUGCGAGUGUUGAGUUCGAGUGACAAAUUAUAAUUUAUUUCAGGUGUUUCACCGUCUUAAAACACAUGCAAGAUGUCGGGACACACGUCAAAGAUGAAGAUACUUUUGGGCCAAGUUAUUGGCACCAAAAUGAAAAAAACUGCCAAGGUUCGGGUAGAGCGGCUUGUGUUAGACAAAUACGUUAUGCAGUAUUACCCGAAGCGGACCACGGUCUUUGCCCACGAUGCUCAGGAGGAGGCCAAAGAGGGUGACGUCGUCCUAGUCCAGCAGCUCCCGCUUCCCCGCUCCAGGCACGUCAAGUACCUCAUGGAUCGCAUCAUCUACAGCCAGGGGAACGUGACGGAUCCCAUCACAGGGAAGAAGUGCGACGGAUCGUCCUACUGGGAUGAGGACACGUUGUCACAAGGACAGAAUGACAGUGAGGGGCGGUCAGGGGCUGAGCUGGAUGCAAGUGCUGAUGUGGACUCUUUGGAGAUGGGGAGACAAUCGGAGGGAACACCUGUUUGAUGUUGAAUGAAUGUUCAACCUCAUCAUUUGGACUGACAAUUUUACAAAGUGGACAUUGUACAUACAUUUUUUCAGAGUGAUCAUUCACAGCAUUUUCUUUUGAGGUCUUGAGCCAGCCUCAGGUUGACCUUGCAACGACACAGAUCAGUCGGCGACUGACUUUUCAGGAUCAAGCUGUGUGGGAGCUACGACCGUCGGGAACAACUCAGUCGCCGAUUUUGUGCGACCUGAGUGUAACUGUGAUGAUAUUAAGAGGAUCGGCAUCAGUCGGCGCUCAAAAAAAAAAAACAGUCACAAGAGUAGAACAAUUUCAACAUCUGCGACGUGUUCUACGACCAUCACACGAUUUCUCAGUUUUGUGACCUGAGCAUAAUCCUGGGUCGACCUAAGGCCGGCUUUAGAGAGUUCAUCUGAGGGCCAAACAUAUUAUGUAUGUAAGGCUGGCAGGACUUUUGUCAACAAUAGACCAACCCACCGUGCCUCUCCAUUACCACCCAUGUAUGCUCCAGCCUAGCACGCUAUACUUGCGUGUAUGCAUGUCGGACUCUUGUGCACACAUAUAUCUGUAGCUGGUCAAAACACGAUGGGGCAGGCAGGUUUAAUUUCACCCUAACUCCCUAGGCCCUUUUGGCUAGGAACCAUCAUCAAUCCUGCAAAUUCCUCCAAUUGCCACCAUGUAAAAUUUGAUUCAGCCUCAAUUCUCCAAAAUCAUCCGUUAGGCCCUAUUUCUUGAAUUUGUUCAGUGGAGGGAUGACCAUUGCCUCAAUGCUUAAAAAUCCUCCAACAAUCACUCUCAUGGGUUGAGGCAGUGCUGAUGACAUUCAGAAGCAGUGCGGAUGAUAUCGAGCAUAAUGCAGGGCUCAAUUAUGCAUGGCUGAACAUCAACAAUGCUGGGUACAGCCUACGAACUCGACACAAUGAAUCCUCCAAAACCAACCAACACAUUUAACUACAAUGAAUUCCAUUGCAGAGGGUGCAUUUAAGAAUGCCAUGUGCUUAGAAACAUUUUGAUACACACAUUUAGGCUUGUAUGGAAAUAAAAUCGGAUCUUAAAAUCCAAUGCUGUGAUAGCAAUGUCUAAUGUACAGCAAGGCAUUACCUCA